AAAAUCAAGAAUACCAGUCGCGCCUUUAUUCUGACCUAAAAUUCCAUCCUCUCCGGUGUCCGGUCUCCGCGAGCUCUCACGCGCUCCUGUCCUGGGCUCGCCUCCACCCAACUCGUCCUCUUCUCUUGUCGUCGCCCUCGCCCUCCCCUCUACCGGGGGGGCGCAUGAGCUAGUGUGGACUGGAAUUCGAUCCAUCUGCUGGACCUGGAUUGAUUUCUUCUUUCCCUGAGACAUCGGAGGAUGUCGACUCCGGCGAGGAAGCGGUUGAUGAGGGAUUUCAAACGGUUGAUGCAGGAUCCUCCGGCCGGCAUAAGUGGCGCUCCGCAGGAUAACAACAUACUGCUAUGGAAUGCUGUUAUCUUUGGCCCAGACGAUACUCCAUGGGAUGGAGGUACGUUCAAGCUGACUCUCCAGUUUACUGAAGAAUAUCCAAACAAGCCACCAACUGUGCGGUUUGUUUCUCGGAUGUUUCAUCCUAACAUUUAUGCUGAUGGGAGCAUAUGCUUGGAUAUCCUGCAGAAUCAGUGGAGCCCAAUAUAUGAUGUAGCUGCUAUACUUACGUCCAUCCAGUCGUUGCUGUGUGAUCCAAACCCGAAUUCGCCUGCAAACUCCGAAGCUGCCCGCAUGUUCAGCGAGAACAAGCGUGAGUACAACCGCAAAGUGCGGGGAGUUGUGGAGCAGAGCUGGACGGCAGACUGAUGCAUUGCAUUGCGCAGCUUGUCACUGCUUCCUUGUGCCCUACCCAUACCAAAAUGCCUGCAUUUGUGUAACUAAAAUAGCCGAAUUCAGCUGUGACUGAUGUUCUCCUGUAUGAGCUUUGCCAUGCUUCUCUCUAUCUUUGCUGGGCCGAUGGAGAUUGUGCCGUCAUGACUUUUACCCUAUGCUGGAUCUUGGAUACAAACCAAAUUAAUCUACCAUCAUGCUGAUAUUUUAUAAUUUUAUAUGAACUUC
Molecule: messenger RNA, 951 nt
Organism: Panicum virgatum (switchgrass)
Lineage: Eukaryota; Viridiplantae; Streptophyta; Magnoliopsida; Poales; Poaceae
Product: ubiquitin-conjugating enzyme E2 2-like
Exons: 6
Coding region: 241-699 (152 amino acids)
Source: RefSeq, a predicted model, not a curated record